Molecule: messenger RNA, 3286 nt
Organism: Brachypodium distachyon (stiff brome)
Lineage: Eukaryota; Viridiplantae; Streptophyta; Magnoliopsida; Poales; Poaceae
Product: probable receptor-like protein kinase At1g30570
Exons: 1
Coding region: 430-2967 (845 amino acids)
Biological process (GO): protein autophosphorylation
Cellular component (GO): plasmodesma; plasma membrane
Molecular function (GO): ATP binding; transmembrane receptor protein tyrosine kinase activity
Source: RefSeq, a predicted model, not a curated record
GAGAUCCAUCUUCUCCUCUACGGUUUUCUCUUCCUCUUCACCUUUCCUCACUCUUUCCUCUUCCGGUCUUCCUCUUCCUCUCCUGCCCUGCCCUGCCCAGCCAAGCUCCAAUGGCUCUAAAAUAUCCCCUAUAGGCUAUACUCUACCACCCCUAUGCCCUAGAGCUGCCGCCGCGCCGCACCCUAGCGUUGCCGCUGCGCCGCACCCACCACAGAACCCCGCCGCCUCUCACGCGCGUCGUCGGUCGCCAUCGCCGUUCGUCCCCGUUCCGCCUCAUCGCGUCGCUGCUGUCUCAGCCCCGUCCUCAAUCUCGGCCAUUGGCGAGCUUCCGGUGAUUAGCUAAGCCCCGCUGACUCCCACAAAUUUCGGGUGUGCCGGUGCACACCCGGCGGCGCACCACCUAGAUCCGCCGCUAGGACUCUCUGGGUGAUGUUUCAGAUGAGGCUACUUGUGCUGGCUGCUGUGAGCAUCGUGUUUGCUAACCUGCAGUUCCUGAAAGCUCACGGGAGGGAGUUGCUUUUGAGCUGCGGCUCGAACGCGACUGUCGAUGCCGAUGGCCGGAGGUGGGUCGGCGACAUGGCCCCUGACCUGAAUUUCACUUUGAGCAGCCCGGGGAUCGCUGCUUUGCUGGCCGGGGGCAGCAAUGCCAGUGAAAUCUUCGGCCCGGUGUAUCGUUCUGCGCGUCUGUUUACCACAACAUCUUGGUAUGACUUCAGCGUGCUGCCAGGGAACUACUGUAUCAGGCUGCAUUUCUUCCCUUCCACAUUCGGGAAUUUCAGCGCAAACAGCUCCGUGUUUGAUGUUGUUGCAAAUGAUUUCAAGCUGGUCUCGAAAUUUAAUGUGUCGGAGGAGAUUCUUUGGAGAAGCUCCGUGAGCAAUUUGGCCGUCACUGCAAUCGUCAAGGAGUACUUUCUUGCAGUGAGCACCCAGCGCCUCCAGAUCGAGUUUGAUCCAAGCCGUGGGUCAUUUGCCUUUGUCAAUGCGAUUGAGGUGAUGCUCACUCCAGAUAAUUCCUUCAACGACACAGUGCACAAAGUUGGUGGUGGAGAUGGGUACCUUCCUCCUGGAUUAAGCAGCCGAGGUGUGGAGACUAUGUAUCGGCUGAAUAUUGGAGGGCCUGCACUUGCAUCUUCAAGUGAUCAGUAUCUUCAUAGACCAUGGUACACUGAUGAAGCAUUCAUGUUUUCUGCAAAUGCUGCUUUGACUGUGUCCAAUACUUCGGCCAUAAGGUAUCUCUCAAGCAAUGACUCCUCAAUUGCUCCAAUUGGUGUCUAUGAGACUGCAAGAAUCAUGAGCAAUAACAUGGUUGUUGACAAGCGGUUUAAUGUGACAUGGCGAUUCUUUGUCCAUCCCAACUUUGAUUACUUGGUCCGCCUUCACUUUUGCGAGCUUGUCUAUGACAAGCCCAGCCAGAGGAUCUUCAAGAUCUACAUCAACAACAAGACAGCUGCUGAGAACUACGAUGUGUAUGUCAGGGCCGGGGGUAUUAACAAGGCAUAUCAUGAGGACUAUUUUGACAGCUUGCCACAGCAGGUGGACUCGCUUUGGAUUCAGCUAGGCCCAGACUCCAUGACCAGCGCUUCAGGUACUGAUGCACUUCUGAAUGGUUUGGAGAUAUUCAAGCUCAGCAGGAAUGGUGAGCUUGAUUAUGUGCUUGGUCAUAUCGACAUGGGUAACCAGAGGGGGCCUUCCAAGGGUAAGAGGAAGAUAAAUAUAUGGGAAGAAGUUGGUAUUGGCUCAGCUUCUUUUGUGAUGCUGGCAAGUGUUGCUCUAUUCUCAUGGUGCUAUGUAAGAAGGAAACGGAAAGCUGCUGAGAAGGAGGCUCCUCCUGGUUGGCACCCUUUAGUCCUCCAUGAGGCUAUGAAAAGCACUACAGAUGCCCGGGCAUCCAGUAAAUCACCCUUGGCACGCAAUUCAUCUUCCAUUGGUCAUAGGAUGGGCAGACGAUUCAGCAUUUCGGAUAUUAGGUCUGCCACAAAGAACUUUGAUGAGACAUUGGUCAUUGGUUCUGGGGGUUUUGGUAAGGUUUACAAGGGUGAGGUCGAUGAGGGCACUACAGUGGCAAUCAAGCGUGCAAAUCCAUUAUGUGGCCAGGGCCUGAAAGAAUUUGAAACAGAGAUCGAGAUGCUCUCCAAGCUUAGGCACCGGCACCUUGUUGCAAUGAUUGGAUAUUGUGAAGAGCAGAAGGAGAUGAUACUGAUCUAUGAAUACAUGGCCAAGGGGACAUUGCGAAGCCAUCUCUAUGGAAGUGACCUCCCACCUUUGACAUGGAAGCAACGGCUUGAUGCCUGCAUUGGUGCGGCCCGUGGGCUUCACUAUCUGCACACUGGGGCAGACCGAGGUAUAAUCCAUAGAGACGUAAAGACAACUAACAUCCUGUUAGAUAAGAACUUUGUUGCAAAAAUAGCAGACUUUGGGUUGUCGAAAACUGGACCAACACUGGACCAGACACAUGUUAGUACAGCAAUCAGGGGAAGCUUCGGGUACCUUGAUCCUGAGUACUUCCGGAGGCAGCAAUUGACACAAAAAUCCGAUGUGUACUCUUUUGGAGUGGUGCUCUUUGAAGUUGCUUGUGCCAGGCCGGUGAUAGACCCCACAUUGCCAAAGGAUCAAAUAAACUUGGCAGAAUGGGCGAUGAGAUGGCAGCGCCAGCGUUCCCUGGAAGCAAUAAUGGAUCCACGACUGGAUGGUGAUUACUCACCAGAAUCCUUGAAGAAGUUUGGUGAUAUUGCGGAGAAGUGUCUCGCCGAUGAUGGGAGAACCAGACCAUCAAUGGGUGAGGUCUUGUGGCACCUAGAGUAUGUACUGCAGCUCCAUGAAGCGUACAAACGCAAUUUGGAUUGUGAAUCAUUUGGAAGCAGUGAACUAGGAUUUGCCGAUAUGUCUUUUAGCAUGCCUCACAUCAGAGAGGGAGAAGAGGAGCGUCAGUCAAAGCAAUCAGGCAUCAGAGAAGAUUCAGACACUUGAGGUUUUUUCUGACAUCCGGUAACUCACUAAACAAUCUUGAUUGUAUCGUAGCUGUGGUCCUGAUGUGAAAUUGUGAUAUAUGGUUGGCUUAGGUUCUUCUUACUCUUUUGGGCAUUGUCCUGCUCGACAAGUGUAGAAUAAUAGGACUUUUGUAGAUUACCCAACAAACAAACAAAAAAAGAAGAACUUGGACGCUUCAAGUUUUUCGUUGACGUCCUGUUGUAUCAUGUGAUUUAUUUAAACUGAUGGGAUUUCAUGUAGUUCUGCUGGUGUGACCUGUAUAAAUCUUACUAAUAAUACAAUUCCAUUAUCCAACUUA